Messenger RNA from Aspergillus alliaceus, 1616 nucleotides. It is a transcript of the gene gprD, whose product is annotated as protein gprD. Lineage: Eukaryota; Fungi; Ascomycota; Eurotiomycetes; Eurotiales; Aspergillaceae. The transcript is spliced from 2 exons. The record is from RefSeq and is a predicted model, not a curated record. Gene Ontology annotation, molecular function: G protein-coupled receptor activity. Bases 111 to 1349 code for a protein of 412 amino acids. Gene Ontology annotation, biological process: adenylate cyclase-activating G protein-coupled receptor signaling pathway. Gene Ontology annotation, cellular component: plasma membrane.
GGAACCGUGCCAAAACCUCGAUGCUAAACGGUUAUAUAACUUCGUCUUCUCCUACAGACUUGGAACUCCGGGAAUCCCUGAUCCAGACAUUCCGUUGCAAGAGAUGAACAAUGCUAGCCCUCAUUCGCAUGCUACACCUUCUAAAUAGUGAGGAUACUCACUAUACUCAACUCACCAGACGACAAGAUGCUACGGAGCAGCCUGUCGAAGGCGGGCAUAAAGCAGGAUUUAUUGCCAUGGGCAUUAUCGCACUUUGUUCAUUUACUGCCUCAUUUUGCCUACUCAGUUUCCUCACCUACCGUUUUAUCUUCUGGCGGCGCUACUAUAAACAUCCCCUUGCCGCCAAUCAGUACGUCGUUCUGAUUUACAAUCUUCUUCUGGUCGAUAUACAACAAGCGACUGCCUUCUUACUAUGCCUUCAUUGGGUCUCACGUGGAUAUGUAUACUAUCCAAGUGCUGCCUGCGUCCUUCAAGGCUGGUGGAUCCAGACCGGUGAUCCUGGCAGUGGGUUGUUUAUUUUGGCGAUUGCGAUGCACACUGGCGCAGUCGUGCUGAGGGGGCGCCAACUCCCACACAGGACUUUUGUGUCCUGUGUCAUAGGACUCUGGGUCUUCAUCAUUGUGCUAGGUUUGGUUCCUGUUGGGCUAUUUGGCUCCAAAACUUUCGUUAUCUCCGAGGCCGGCUGGUGCUGGAUUGGCCCAGAACAUGAAAUAGAACGUCUCUGGGCUCAUUAUCUGUGGAUUUUCCUUGCUGAAUUCGGAACCAUCGUCCUCUAUGGCAUGUUAUUCUUCCACCUGCGGCGCCGUAUGAACCAGGCAGCGAUGCUCCGUCAAGGGCACCAAGAAAGUUUGAAGCGACUAAACCGUGUCGUCAUUUACAUGGUUAUUUAUCCACUCGUAUAUCUGGUCCUAUCUCUCCCGCUAGCAGCAGGCCGCAUGUCGACAGCCAGACACAUUGUUCCCAGUAGGGAGUACUUUGCCGUGGCCGGGUCCCUAAUGGCGUUGUCGGGGCUGGUAGACGUGACUGUGUACACGUUGACCCGCCGGCACUUGCUAUUAGAUACGGAGGUCAGCACAUCAGACAAGAUGUAUGCAUACUCGAACUCGAACGCGUAUCAGACACAUAUUACAACUGCUACGAGAGAGACCAAGAAGAUGCGUGUGGGGUCUCGUCUACGCCGAGGACUGCACGACACACUCAACGACGGUGACUCCACUGAAGACCUUCGCAAGGGCGACAUGGAAAUGGCCGACCUAGGUCAUGGAGUGUACCAGGAAACGACCAUCGAGAUCUCGCACGAGCCAGCAGACCCAAACGAAUUUCACGGACACAAAAGAAAUAGUAGAUGAUGUGUGCAUGAAUUUUUUCACCUCCGUACCCGCCUUUUUUUUAAUUUUAAUUUUUUUUUAUUUUCAUUUCAAUUUCUUUUGUUUUUUUAAAAAAUAUAUCUUUCUCCGCCCUGUCCCUCUUUUAAUUUGUUUUUCUCUGGCCUCUUUCACCUUUUUCUUUUAACCAUUAUCUUCCCUUAUCUUCCGAUACUCUCCUUUUUGUUGCUUUUCUAUUCUAAAUUACCCCUUGAUGACUAUAUAAUUAGUUCUAAUGAUACUAUUGGUGAU